AUGAGCUUUCCGGCAGGUCCCGUCCCUUCCGUUGCGGUCACUGCUGUGCGUGAUAUGCUUGUUCAACAGCCUUCGCAUUUUCGGCCUUUCCCCGCCUCGCGGAAACGCGAUUGUUUCAGUGUGCUCGCCAUGUCGCAGUUCAGACUCAAGAAACUUGACCUCGGCGGGUUCGUCAACCCCCGUAUCCUCCGCGACCACACCAAGCGGAGGACGUUCGAGCAGUACGAGCCCGAACGCCAAGCUCUCCGCUACGCGAUCCGCAACACCUCUCUCCCCCAGCGUGUUCGCGCCCAGGCGCAAUUGCAGCUCGCCAACAUGCACAGCAACACCCGGUCGACGCAGAUCAAGAACCGCUGUGUGGCGGGCGGUACUGCGCGCAGUGUCAUCCGCGCAUUCAGACUCGGUCGAUUCCAAUUCCGUAUGCAGGCGCUGGCUGGUGAGCUUCCGGGCGUGCGGAAAGCCAGUUGGUAA
Aspergillus heteromorphus CBS 117.55 is the source of this 471-nucleotide messenger RNA. Its product is annotated as mitochondrial 37S ribosomal uS14m domain-containing protein. Bases 1 to 471 code for a protein of 156 amino acids. The transcript has 4 exons. Lineage: Eukaryota; Fungi; Ascomycota; Eurotiomycetes; Eurotiales; Aspergillaceae. The record is from RefSeq and is a predicted model, not a curated record. Gene Ontology annotation, cellular component: mitochondrial small ribosomal subunit; ribosome. Gene Ontology annotation, biological process: translation. Gene Ontology annotation, molecular function: structural constituent of ribosome.